Cornus florida is the source of this 1803-nucleotide messenger RNA. RefSeq names its product acyl-CoA-binding domain-containing protein 3-like. Gene Ontology annotation, molecular function: fatty-acyl-CoA binding. The coding region runs from base 162 to 1514 and encodes 450 amino acids. The record is from RefSeq and is a predicted model, not a curated record. The transcript has 5 exons. Gene Ontology annotation, biological process: fatty acid metabolic process. Lineage: Eukaryota; Viridiplantae; Streptophyta; Magnoliopsida; Cornales; Cornaceae.
CUUCUCUGCCAAUAUCCUUUUACACCACAUUGAUCAAUCUAUAUAUACAUAUAUAUAUACACAUAUAUACAUAUAUUUACACACACACACUCUUUCUGUAUCUAUUGAUACAAACACAUAUAGUCUCUGUUGGUGAUUUUUUUUUUUGGAGAUUAGAGACUAUGGAGCUUGUUCAGGAACUCCUCAUGACUGCUGUUUUUGCAGUUAUUUUCUCUUUUCUUGUUGCUAAGCUCGUUUCAAUGGCGGUGACUGGUGAUGAUCGAUGCGAUUCAACUAAGAAUGUUGAUUUCGAAACAGUCGUGGAGGAAAUGAAAUUCGAUGGAGGAUUGAGAGUUCAGAGUCAUGAAACUAGUAAAAGAAGUGUUCAAUUUGUGGAACAAGUUCUCGGAAAGGUCGACCAAAUUGAAGGUGAAAGAUCAGUGCAGGUUCAUGAAGAAAGCCCGGAGGUAUCGCUUCGCGAGGAGAUACGCGAUGCUGCUGAUCGGAUCGAGGUGGAGGGGAGUACGGGAGAGGUACCGGAGGUUGUCGGAUCGCCAGAGAAGUCAUCGGUAGGUUUUGAUAAGGAGGAGGCGGUGGCGGUGGCGGUGGCGGAGGUUGUCACGUCAUCGGAAGGGGAUAGAGAGGAGGCGGUGGCGGUGGCAGUGGCAGUGGAGGAGGUUGUCGGUGCGUUUGGAUAUGGAGGAGUUAAGGAAGAUGCUGCAGGUACUGGUACGGAUGGAUUGGCUGUUGAAGAAAGGAGUGGAAGUACAAAGGAUGAUGAAGUUGUUGGUUUUAGGGAAGAAGAGAAUAUGGUGAGUAGUUUGGUUGUUGAAGAGAAGACGGUGGGUAGUUUGGUUGUUGAAGAAAAGAUUGGUGAGAAUGAUAGGGAUGAUGAUGGUACUGGUGUGGAAUCGGUGAGUGAGAAGAUUAGGGGUGUGGGAAGCGGAGAGAAUUAUCAGGGGAGUGGAAUUGGAGGGGAAUUGAAAGAGGGGAGUGGAAUUGUUGAGGAAGAAUUGGUUAGUGAUGAGGAUGAUUGGGAGGGAAUUGAAAGGAGUGAGUUGGAUAAGGAUUUUGCUGCAGCUGCAAAUUAUGUUGGUUAUGGGGGAAAGGAUAAUCGGUUGGGGAAUUUGGGCAGUGAUGUGCAGAUGCAGUUGUAUGGGCUUCAAAAGGUUGCCAUGGAAGGACCUUGCUACGAGCCUCAACCCAUGGCACUGAAGGUCUCUGCCCGUGCCAAAUGGAAUGCAUGGCAAAGUCUGGGGAACAUGAGCUCGGAGGUUGCGAUGGAGCAGUAUAUUACCCUUCUUUCUGAUAGAGUUCCAGGAUGGAUGGAAGGUGGCGAUUCAGCUGUAAAUGGUAAGCAAGGCUCUUUAGAAUCAGGAAUACAUUGUGCUCCAGAUUCCAGUAUGGCCACAUUCCUAAACAAGGGACCAAAUUCUAAGAAAGAAAGGUCUGUCAGUGAAGUGGAACUGAAGACUGAAACUGGUGGAGGUGAGGGGAUCGUGGCUUCAAACAUAGUGAACAAGGACAAAGAAUGACAAGCAAUGGUCUGCUGAUUGAUUUACGGAGUCAAAUGGGGGCAUUAUUCUGGGUUUGCUUUAUAUAUUAUAUAAUACAGGACUAAUUCCUGCUGUGAAGUCUAGUAGUGUGUGCUUCAAGAAUGGGAGGUUCUUGAUCUGCUGUUUAUUAUGAUAUAAUUUAUUUGCUCCUAAUUUAUGUUCAUAUUACAUGUCUAUGGCAACGGUUAUGAAUCUAGCUGAAUAUAUUUACCUGCGUCCCCAAUAUUCAUCAUCUUAAUGGGAAUUAUAUUUAUAAGAUUGUACAUUA